Molecule: messenger RNA, 5526 nt
Organism: Plodia interpunctella (Indianmeal moth)
Lineage: Eukaryota; Metazoa; Arthropoda; Insecta; Lepidoptera; Pyralidae
Gene: Duox
Product: Dual oxidase
Exons: 29
Coding region: 236-4708 (1490 amino acids)
Biological process (GO): response to oxidative stress; superoxide anion generation; defense response
Cellular component (GO): NADPH oxidase complex; plasma membrane
Molecular function (GO): calcium ion binding; superoxide-generating NAD(P)H oxidase activity; peroxidase activity
Source: RefSeq, a predicted model, not a curated record
GGCCGGCGUCACGGCCGAGACUUUCUCCUGGCGACACCUCAGCCGCAAACUCGAGUCUAACCCCACGCUGCGCGCGCGCAGACCGUCUUCCACGCGCCGCGAACACUUCCGUGAACGAACCGCUUUCGCUCCGUAAACAGUGCGAACGUUACAUAUUUUUUAAACAACUGUUGAUGGAUAAUCAAGUGACAAUGCUUAUGAUCCCCAAUUUCUGAAAUUAAGAUAAUCACGCAACAUGCUACGCGUGAGCAUCUUUACGCUAGCGUCUGCGCUCGUGCUGUGUGCUGCUAACCCAGAGGUUUACUAUGAAAAGCAGCGCUACGAUGGAUGGUUCAACAACAGAGCCUACCCCGACUGGGGAUCCGUCGGCAGUCGCCUCACUCGUAAGACGCCGGCAUCAUACGCCGACGGGGUCUACAUGAUGGCCGGCGCUGAUAGGCCUGGGGCCAGGACUCUUUCCAAGCUAUUUAUGAGGGGACAAGAUGGACUGCCUUCGCUUGCCAACAGGACUGCUCUACUGGCUUUCUUUGGUCAAGUCGUAACUGGAGAAAUAGUGAUGGCAUCAGAAUCAGGCUGCCCCAUCGAGCACCACCGCAUCCCUGUGGACAAGUGCGACCACAUGUACGACCCUGACUGCCAGGGCGCCAAGUACAUGCCCUUCCUGAGGGCGGCGUACGACCGCGCGACGGGCCAGAGCCCUAACAGUCCUAGGGAACAAGUGAACCAGAUGACAUCGUGGAUCGAUGGUAGCUUCGUGUACAGCACGAGCGAGGCGUGGGUGAAUGCUAUGAGGUCAUUUCAGAAUGGAAGCCUAGCGAGUGAGGGAGGCAUGCCUCUGAGGAACACCAAGAGAGUGCCGCUGUUCAACAACCCUGUGCCCCACUACAUGCGCAUGCUCAGCCCUGAGAGGCUCUAUUUACUUGGAGACCCGCGCACGAACCAAAACCCAGCAAUGGUGACCUUCGGGAUUCUCCUUCUCCGAUGGCAUAACGUGGUGGCAGCCAGGGUGCACCGCCAGCAUCCUGACUGGAGUGACGAACAGCUGUUCCAGAGGGCGAGGAGGAUUGUCAUAGCUAGUCUACAGAACAUAAUCCUCUACGAAUACGUGCCAGCUUUUCUCGGCGUCCCAAUGCCCCCAUACAGCGGAUACAAGGCGGAGGUGGCCCCAGGAGUGACCCACUCGUUCGCAGUGGCUGCGUUCCGUUUCGGACAUACCCUGGUGCCACCCGCCAUCUUGUUGCGAGAUAGAAACUGCAGAUAUGGAAGGGCACCGGGCGGACAUGAUGCUAUAAGGCUGUGCCAGACCUGGUGGGAUGCCAAUGAUGUCGUGUCUCAAGUGCCAAUCGAAGAAGUCCUCAUGGGCAUGGCUUCACAGUUAUCAGAGAGGGAAGACGCUCUCCUGUGUUCAGAUGUUAGGGACAAUUUGUUUGGACCGAUGGAGUUCUCGAGGCGGGACCUCGGAGCCCUAAAUAUUAUGAGAGGAAGGGAUAAUGGCCUACCUGAUUAUAAUACGGCCAGGGAAUAUUUUGGAUUACAAAAAGUUAAAACGUUCAAUGAAAUAAAUCCAGCACUGUUUGAAAGUAAUCCAGAUUUGUUGCAAAGGCUUAUUCAAGCAUAUGAUGCUAGACUAGACAACAUUGAUGUUUAUAUUGGUGGUAUGUUAGAAUCAACUGGUCAUCCUGGAGAACUAUUCAGAGCAAUAAUCAUAGAUCAAUUUACGAGAAUUCGAGAUGCAGACCGGUUUUGGUUCGAGAACGAGAAAAGUGGUAUUUUCACCCGCGAAGAGAUCGAAGAGUUACGUCACAUCACGCUAUGGGACAUCAUAGUGAACAGCACGGCCGUGGGCCCGAAUGACAUCCAGCGUGACGUCUUCCACUGGCAGGCCGGCGACACGUGUCCGCAGCCGUACCAGCUCAACGCUUCCAAACUUCCGCCCUGCAAGUACUUGAAGGGCUACGAUUACUUUGAGGGUAACGAGUUCGCCUAUAUCUACACAUGCUUAGCGUUGGCAUUCGUACCUAUACUAUGCGGCGGCGCAGCAUAUGGAGUGGUCAAGUUACAAAAUAGUCGCCGGCGUAAACUGAAAAUACAGCAAGAACAUCUGAAAAAUGCUCAUCACAAAGGUUCAGUAGACAAGAUGGUGUGUCGCGAGUGGGUGCACGCGUCCCACAAGCGGCUGGUGAAGCUGCGGCUGGGCCCGGAGCCCGCGCUGCACGUCACGGACCGCAAGGGCGACAAGCUGCGCACCGUGCCGCUCGACCACACCGACCACCUCACGGUGCUCGAGAGUCAGGAAGGUCGCAACAACAAACGUCCACUGGUCCUGAUCCGCGCUCCUCGUGAGCACGACCUGGUGCUGGAGAUGGACACUGUGGCUUCGAGAAGAAAGUUUCUCGUCAAGCUUGACACCUUUCUAGGGCAGCAUAAGAAAGCGCUCAGCUUAAGUCAGGGCCAUAGAGACCAGAUUCUGGCCACAGCGGAGACGAGGGAGCGGCGCCAGCGCAGACUGGAGCACUUCUUCAGAGAAGCGUACGCGAUCACGUUCGGGCUCGCGCCCGGGGAGAAAAGGCGUCGUUCUGAGGAUGCUGACCCUGAGUCAAUAGUAAUGAGAACUUCUCUAUCAAAGAGUGAGUUCGCAAGCGCUCUCGGAAUGAAAGCUGAUGCAGUAUUUGUGAAGAAGAUGUUCAAUAUUGUCGAUAAAGAUGGCGAUGGAAGGAUCUCAUUUCAGGAAUUUUUAGACACUGUGGUACUAUUCUCUCGCGGCGCCACUGAAGACAAACUGCGCAUAAUAUUCGACAUGUGUGACAAUGACCGCAAUGGAGUGAUUGACAAAGGAGAACUGAGUGAGAUGUUACGUUCUUUGGUGGAGAUAGCGCGGACCACCUCGCUCAGAGACGAGCACGUGACUGAGCUCAUUGAUGGGAUGUUCCUGGAUGCUGGUUUACAACACAAAGAUCACCUGACGUACUCAGACUUCAAAGUAAUGAUGAAGGAAUACAAAGGAGAAUUCGUCGCGAUUGGAUUGGACUGUAAGGGAGCCAAACAGAACUUCUUGGACACCUCCACCAAUGUAGCCAGAAUGACUAGUUUUCACAUAGAACCUUCAAUGGAACAGUCCAGACAUUGGCUUCUUCUAAAAUGGGACUAUCUGACGACAUUCCUAGAAGAAAACCGGCAGAACAUUUUCUACCUGUUCAUAUUCUACGUGGUGACCAUCGGAUUAUUUGUGGAGAGAUUCGCGCACUACUCCUUCAUGUCCGAACACCUGGACUUGAGGCACAUCAUGGGAGUGGGCAUCGCUAUUACUAGAGGAUCAGCGGCGGCUUUGUCCUUCUGCUAUAGUUUGCUGUUGCUGACUAUGUCCAGGAAUUUGCUCACGAAAUUAAAGGAGUUCAGCAUCCAGCAGUACAUUCCGCUGGACUCAAGCAUCCAGUUCCACAAGAUCGUGGCCUGCACGGCUCUAUUCUUCUCCCUCCUCCACACGGCCGGCCACAUGGUCAAUUUCUACCACGUCUCCACGCAGCCCGUCGAGAAUCUCCGGUGUCUUACUAAAGAGGUUCACUUCACAUCAGAUUUUCGACCUGGGAUCACGUACUGGGUAUUCCAGACUGUUACUGGCAUAACAGGAGUGGUGCUGUUCGUGAUAAUGUGCAUAAUCUUCGUAUUCGCGCACGGCACAGUACGCAAGCGCGCGUACCCGUGGUUCUGGCGCGCGCACAGCCUGCACGUCGCGCUGUACGCGCUGUGCCUCGUGCACGGGCUCGCGCGGCUCACCGGCGCGCCGCGCUUCUGGAUCUUCUUCCUUGGACCGGCCAUCAUAUACACUUUAGAUAAGGUGGUGUCAUUACGAACAAAAUACCUCGCGUUAGAUGUGUUAGAAACGGAGAUGCUGCCGUCGGAUGUGAUCAAAAUAAAGUUUUACAGACCACCAAAUUUAAAGUAUUUGUCAGGUCAAUGGGUAAGACUAGCUUGCACAGCGUUCAAAAAGGAAGAGUUCCACUCAUUCACACUAACGUCAGCUCCCCAUGAGAACUUCCUCUCCUGUCACAUCAAAGCUCAGGGACCUUGGACCUGGAAACUCAGGAAUUACUUCGAUCCUUGCAAUUUUAAUCCAGAAGACCAACCUAAGAUUAGGAUCCAAGGGCCUUUUGGUGGUGGCAAUCAAGACUGGUACAAGUUCGAGGUAGCCGUGAUGGUGGGCGGGGGCAUCGGAGUCACGCCGUAUGCUUCUAUACUGAACGACCUUGUGUUCGGAACCUCCACCAAUAGAUAUUCUGGUGUCGCUUGUAAAAAGGUAUACUUCCUGUGGAUCUGCCCGUCGCACAAGCACUUCGAGUGGUUCAUCGACGUACUGCGCGACGUGGAGCGCAAGGACGUCACCAAUGUGCUCGAGAUACACAUCUUCAUCACGCAGUUCUUCCACAAGUUCGACUUGAGGACCACCAUGCUCUACAUAUGCGAGAACCACUUCCAAAGGCUGUCCCGAACGUCCAUGUUCACGGGACUGAAGGCGGUAAAUCACUUUGGAAGGCCAGACAUGUCUUCCUUCCUCAAAUUUGUGCAGAAGAAACACAGUUAUGUAUCAAAGAUCGGCGUGUUCUCGUGCGGCCCGCGCCCGCUGACCAAAAGCAUCAUGUCUGCGUGCGAGCAAGUCAACCGCACCCGGCGACUGCCUUACUUUAUUCACCACUUCGAGAACUUUGGCUAACCUACGCUGGCCUUUACGAACGCUCCCUUUUUGUGCUGGUCUCAUUUGAUUUAUGAGAAGAUUGAUGAAACUGUUCUGUUUCUUGUGGUUUCUUCUUAUAAUUUAUUUUUAACUUAAGUCAAAUUAUAUAAAUCCAUGUAAUGACCAACAUUGUUCUCAUGACAUAAAGUAAAAAUGCAUCUCUACCAGUUAAAUCCUUAGAACAAAUUGUAGGUACCUAAGUAUAGUGAAUAUUAAAACGCUGGUAAUAAAUGUAAUGAUAUGAUAUAAUAUGCAUUCACUGUAUUUGGUUACUUUUUGUUUGGUCUGAUAAUGUUUCUUCUCGAAUUCAAAUGGGAUAGCUAGCUUAAAAAUCCAUUUAGACUAUGAAUCAACAGAUUCUAAACCCUUAACUGCCAGCUGAUGGUGAUUGAUAAAUGAAAGAUAGAAGUAAUAAAUUCAGUUGUUGUCACUAUUUAGUUCAUUAGUUAAAAGUAGAGAAAACGAAGUAAUUAAAUGCAUUGAAUUAAUGGAUCGGAUUCAUAAAAAAUCGAGUCGAAUUUUUAAAAUUUGAAUGAGUCUGAUUCUCGAAUGCCAAAAUUAAUAAAUCAAUGGUUACUUCCUAUUGUUAAUUUAUUUAUUGUUUAGUUUUUAUGCUUAAAUGAAUGAUUAUCGACGCAAUGUCGCAGUACAAAUACGAAACAGUGCAUUUUUCUGUACAAACCACUGAUUACCAAGAUAUUACUUUUGCAUUAUAUAAUACUCAUUGCGAUCUGAAUUAAAUAUUUUAGCUUUUAUUUAUGUUUGUAAAUUUUGAUAUAAAAAUGUUAUGUAAAUAA